CGACUGCAUGGGCUAUCAGGUCUGUGGUAGUUGCACACUCCACAUUUAACAGAGAAAUACGUAGUCUCUCCCGCUAAAGAGGAAAGACUCAACACUAUCGUGAAACCAUCGGUGUGAAGUCCAUCAUGUGGACCAUAACAGCGGUGGUGCUAACCCUCCUUGGGGGAAUGGCGGUCGGGUUGCCCGAGAUGCCAUCCGUGGGCGAUCUGAUUGAUGCUGUUGGUGAGAGGCCAUUUCGAUCACUGAGGGAUUUGAAUGAUUAUACGGAUAGUCUUCUUGACCUUGCCAACCAUCAUAUGGCUAAGUCUUUCGCAGCCGAAACCCGACGAUACAAAAGAGCUCUUGAUUUGACUUCAAUAAAAGUGAGUGGUACAGCAGGAUAUGGCACAGGAUACUCGUUUGCCAUGGACGAUUUGUCAAAAUUCAACUCUACCAACCUUGUUGGUGUGACUAAAUUAACGGUACACAAUGCCCAGAACAGUGCUUACUGGAUUAUGACUUAUGACGGACAUCACAGAUCCCAUGCUAUAGUUGAAGUAGACAAAGCUUUGAGCAUGCUGAAGCUAAUUGCAGAGUUUCAACUAACUGAAGAAUUUUCAGUUCUUGGGAAAUGUGCAGCUCAUGUCCACAAUGGAAUACUGUGGGUAGUCUUAACAGCUUUGAACAACCAAUAUGUGAGAACUCUUCGUGCUGACCUUCAUAAAUCUACUGUGGAGAUGCCUCAAACUUUUGAAGCAAAUGGCUUGGUAGGCGGACUUCAUAUGUUUGAAGACCGUGGCAGUUUGUAUAUGGUGACGGGUAUCGCAGGUCGUGCAUCUGGAAAGGAAUGUGAACCUGAGACGAGUCUCUACAAACUGAUUGGUAAUCACUUCGACAAGCAGCAUGAAGUUUCCUUCACCUGUAGAAACGUAACAAGUGUAACGGGUUUCAGGAAGGGAAGAGAAUACUUCCUGAUCUUUGGAAUGUCUAAGGCUGGAGGUUCUCAUGUGUACAGGUUCACUGACUUCCAUAAUAUGUAUUUAAGUCAAAUACUAGACGAGACGGACGUCACUAGCUCCGCAUAUUUCUAUGAACAGCAAGAGGGAAAGCACAAUAUUCUUGUAAAUAAUGGUGCUGAAACGGUGCUCUACCGUUGGGAAGGAUUAAGCUUUAUUAGAUGGCAACGGUUGGAAACCCAGAACACUGUGCCACCUAUUACGAGUGUAGCAAGUUACACUUUCCCUUCACUUGAAACCAUUAUAAUGACUGCCCGGGGCGAUAGUGUGUCCUUCUACACGGAUGACGUGUUUGGCUACUUCAAAUUAAGUUUUGUAAUGCAAACUAACUGCCAGUCCAUACAUAACCUCCUCAUGAAGAAACUAAGCAAUACAUACGUGAUUGUGUAUAUCUGUGUGGAAAAUCAGUCAAGCAGACUAGACUCCAGAGAAGUGAUUAUGGAUGAAGUGGCUCUAGAUAAACCAAAAGACAGGGAAGAUCUUCUCUUAGAUUGUCUGCUCGACUUGAAAAAAGACCUAAAUGCCAGGAAGCCUACUAUUUCUCGACUUGAACAGGCAAUUGCAGAAGACAUUGUUAUGACUAAUGAUGUGUCACAGACUUGGCUACAAACUCAAACAUUCGCAGCUGGUUUAACGGUUGAUGCCACAACGAAUAUCCUUCAAACAGUAACUGUAAAGGGCCAAGGUACAGCACAGCAACAUGCAGAAACUUAUGAAGAGUUCUACUCCAAAACAGAAGAUGUUGAGGUGCUUAUAGACGACCUUGGUGUUAGCUUGGAUGACGUCUUGUACCACUCUACAAACCAAGUACUCCUCGGGUCUAUUGGCGCCUCUGAUGUAACUGCAGACAAACUAGAAUCGAAUAGUACAAAAAUAACCAAGCUAAAUGAAAUGCCAUUGCUGGAUAUGUCUAGCACCUUCAUGAUUGAUGGAAUAGAUCAGAACAUAAUGUCUACAAUGCACAUUCACUCGAUGACGACUGAUGGCUUUUCUACAAGGGAGUUAACCUCGUCGGCAACCAUCAACAAUGUGCAUACCAACCAAUUUUUGAGAAAGUCUCUUGCUUCUCAAGAAGUAACGGGUAACCACUACUACAAAAAUAUAAAUAUAAACAACGUCCAUGGCAAGCAGGGUGACGGGUCUCCAUUAGUUGUUAAUGGAAUAGACACCAGUAAAAUUGUGACGAAAGGAAAUAAUUUUACAUUUGUAGACAAGAAAACCUUUAACAGUAUGACUGUCUUAGAGGACUUGGAUGUUCAACUGCUUAAUGAAGUCGACCUGUCGGACUUAUCAAGCCAUUUGGUUUACACAAAUGUAUAUAGUCCUCAAAUACUAGAUGGUCACUUUAGUCUACAUGAUGUAGAUGUGGAUGGCAAUGUAGAUGUCAAAAACAUCAAUGGUGUUGACAUGAAACAACUUAAUACCAUGGUUGUCAGAACUACUGGAGACUUCACAUUAUCUGGUGAUGUGAACUACCAGAACGACUUCGAAGUAGCUGGGAACAUGCUCAGCCCAAAACUGAAUGGCAUUGUUAUGGAUAACAUCGUAGAUAAGGAUACCAUUAACAUUAAUGGAAAUUAUAAAUUUACAAAUGCAAAUGUAAAAUCUGCCAUUCAUUGCACCAACAUAAAUGGAAUAAAUCCAAGUGUAGAUGUGGUGACUAUAGAUGCAGACCAGACAAUAUUGGGAGGCUUAACCUUCACUGACGAUGUGUUGGUGAUUGGCACUGGAGGAGUAAGGAUGUUGGAUUCUGUCAAAAUUAAUAAUAUCGACCCAUAUAGCCUCGACAAGCUGGAUGAUAAUGGUAACCUCCUUGUAGAAGGGGAUGUCACAUUUAAUGCUGCUCUUCAUGUGGCAGAGGAUGUAAAUGUUGAAGUUAUUAAUGGAUUAGCACUAAAGGGUAUUGAAGACCGUUAUUGGAGAAAGAGCACUGACCAAGUAGUAGAUGUUUCGCCAAACAUUGUGGAAACUACGUUCAGAGCUGCUGUAACAGCAAGAAAUAUUAACAGCCACCAGAUGGAAGACUUCUUGUCUGUGACAGGCCCCCAAACAAUAAGUGGAGCAUACACCUUCCAGGGAUUGGUAACGGUAGAUGGUAAUCUCAAAGUAACAGAUGGCAAAGAAAUUGAUGGUGUGGAUGUAUCUUCGCUCAAGGAGAACUUGGUAACCCUGUCAGAUAAUCAAGACAUAGAAACACAAACGAAUUUCGGCAAGUUGAUCAUAUCUGGGGACUUAAUGCUAGGUGGAAACCUCAAUGGAUGGAAUGUAGUGACAGACUUCGUACGGCUUGACCAGUCUCUACACCAUACUGGGAGUCUUACCUUCAGUGACAAAACUACUGCACAAGCUCUGCAGCUCUCGAGUGCAAACAUUAUGGUCCAUAGCCUUAAUGGCCUGAACGUUGAAGCUGCAAAGGCAGACUUGGUCAUUGUAAAUGAAGAUGCAUCAAUUGCUGGACCCCUGAAGUUUACCUCUAGCAUUACAGCAACCAACCUCGAAGUUGGUGGAACGGUUGACGGUGUUGACAUCGUAGAUCUUGUGGAUCGCAGUCUCAAGAAGAACUCUGCUACACCACAGACGGUAACAGGAUCAAUAACGGUGAAUAAAGGAGUUAACUUAGAUUUGAGCCCAUCUCUGGAUACGGUUAAUGGCAAACACUGGAGCACCCACUUAAGCAAGGUUGUACCCCAAAAUUACAAUGGCGUAAUUCGUGGAAGGAAGACCUUCACGAAGCCAGUAUCCAUUUCGGGUAACUUCAAUCCAACAACCAUAAAUGGCUUUGAUGUAGCUCAGCUAUCAGACAGAAUACUGACUAAAAGUACAAACCAAAAUGUUGCCAGCAAAUACACCAUCGAUGGGGAUGUUACUGCUAAGAAUGUAGUUGCAGCACAAAUUGAUGGAGUAUUGGCCUCCAACCUCCUCCUCCUGGACGAGACCAGUAUAGUAUCUGGUACAGUUGACUUUGCUGAUAACUUGCUUGUUGCUGAUGUGACCUCUGACUCUGGCAUUCUUGAUGGCUGCAAUUUACUUCAGUUGAACGCAUCAACAAUUUGGAGAGAUGGUAAUGGGGAUGUGGUAAUCCCAUACAACAUGGGAGUGAAAAAUCUUUUGGUUAAGGGCGAUGUAAUCGCAAAUGCUGCAGUGAAAGCAGGAACAGGCCAAAUGGACAUCUUCCAUUUCCUUGAUACUAUUGUAACAAAGUCUUCUAAUCAAGAUAUUUCUGGUACAGUAGAAUUCGUGACAAAGGUGUCUGUGACAGACCUCCAAGCUACCACCAUAGAUGGAGUAGACGUUAACAUUCUCUAUGAUGAUACUGUUAUGGAUAAUGAAGACAGUGUAAUUGACUGUAACACAGACUUCACAAGACUUCUGAUGGUUGGUAAUGCCAAGGUAAAAACCUCCUUGCAUGGAUCAGGUGCUCAAGGGGUCUUAAUCAACAAUAUGAAUGUGACAGAUGUGGAUGUCCAUGCAGUACACUUAACAGGUGGACCAUAUCUGAUCACUGGUGACAAGACCUUCAACAGUGGUCUUAAUGUUGAAAAACUAAAUAUUGAUGGAUCCUUGGAUGGAGUUGUUGUCAACAACUUGGUGGUGCUAUCAAAGUAUGACAGACGUGCUGAUGAACUAGUCUUCAAAGCCCCUAUAUCAAUAAGGGGAGAUUUGAAGGUCGAUGGACUACUGGACAAUGUAAACCUUGAGCAGCUCCUGUCUGACAGGAUCAAACUAGAUACUACUGAAGCUUUAAGCUCGUCGACUACAUUUGAGGGAAUGAAAGUGGAAGGUGACCUUCUCGUUGAAGUGAUAAAUGGUAUAAAAGUAUCAGAUAUAGUCUUUAAAUCUGGAAGGGUGCAGCAAGACAUUGAAGGAGUUAAAACCUUCUCUGGAGGUCUACAUGUAGUUGGUGAAAUGGAGGCUCCUGUAGUAAAUGGAGUAAAUAUUCUGGAUUUGAAUAAUAACGUGGUCCGAAAAGACAGAGCAGCUACUAUAAGUAAAGAACUGGUCUUCAAUAAGGAGACUACCUCUCAAGUAGAUGUCUUGGUACAAGGAAAUGUAAAUGGUUAUGAUCUCUCUGAAACUGACUAUGGAGCCUCGAUACUACAAGGAAAUAUUAAAGCUGAGAACGACCGCUUAACAAGCCUUAACUUAACAUUGUCAACAACCCAUGUUGACACAAAGCUGCUCUCCUGUGGAAUGUAUGAAACUUACAACUAUGGUGAUAAGAUAAAUGAAGAGGCCAUAUUGGUUUCUGGUAAAAUGACUUCUGGAACAUUUGGAGCCACCCCAUAUGUGGCUGUCCGGGAAUGCGGCAAUUAUGAAUGCCAAUGCCCUUCGCAAUAUGCUUUCUAUGAAUUUGAUGAUAGUGGUAGUCUAACCAGGAGAGAAACUGAUGUAAAUGCUGCAUUCCUUUUUAACUCUAAAGGUUAUGAAGGUACAAGACUACUAAGCAGCUGUGCUAAUGGUGGAUCAAGUACUUUGAAGAUCUUGUUAAACAACAAGGAAACAAGCUUGCCACAGGGAUCGACACUAGGGAAUAUUGCCGAUGCAAAAUCCUUCAGUACCAAAGAUGGCACUUACAUUGUAACAGCAGGUGCAACUUAUGAUACAAAUACAGCUGCAACUACAAAAAUAAGUGUCUUAAAACUGAAUAAUAAUGCAGUUACCAUAGUUUGGUCUCUGGAUACUUAUUACAGUGCUUCAACAGUGGACUUGACUCUGGGGAAUAAAGGAUGGUUACUAUUGGUAGCUAACUUAAUGGCAUCUAAUGAUACUGUAGAUCCCUUCAUGGCCCCAUCACAACUCUUUUUGUGGUCUGCUGCUGAGGAAAAGUUCAACCUUAUCCAAGAAGUUAUGGGACAACAUGUAACUUCAGGAAUCUUUUUGAAUUCAAAAAGUACUUUGAAUGAGAGAUUCUUCGUUCUUACACAAUAUAUGGCAGCUAAAUCAGCACUAGAGAAAACUAAGUUCUGUACGAAAGUUCAGGUGUUCAAGUUUAUGGAUUCUGAAUAUGUUCCAUACGAGAGUUUACCAACUUUUGGAGCAGUUGCUCAAACAUCCCUAUCAAUAGGAGAGGAUCUAUACUUGGCAGUUCUUUCAGACUUAACAAAUACACUAGACAUUUAUGAAGUCUUGCCUUCAGAGGGCUUCCACUUGCAGCAGAAGAUCCCAGUAUGUAAUAAUCCCCUUGACGUAAAGAAGAUAGACACAAAGGAAGACUUGCUACUAAUUUCUUGUACAAACCCAAGUCGAAUGAUGACAAUAAGAUUGAAUGCUAAAGGGUAUUCAUACCGAGAAUAAGUGGAGUGUGGAGCCAUUAUUUUUAGAUUUUAAUACAGAUAUAUGGUA
Molecule: messenger RNA, 6338 nt
Organism: Penaeus vannamei (Pacific white shrimp)
Lineage: Eukaryota; Metazoa; Arthropoda; Malacostraca; Decapoda; Penaeidae
Cellular component (GO): cell surface
Molecular function (GO): heparin binding
Source: RefSeq, a predicted model, not a curated record